Molecule: messenger RNA, 2262 nt
Organism: Chinchilla lanigera (long-tailed chinchilla)
Lineage: Eukaryota; Metazoa; Chordata; Mammalia; Rodentia; Chinchillidae
Gene: Nuak1
Product: NUAK family, SNF1-like kinase, 1
Biological process (GO): intracellular signal transduction; protein phosphorylation; microtubule cytoskeleton organization
Cellular component (GO): cytoplasm
Molecular function (GO): protein serine/threonine kinase activity; ATP binding; tau-protein kinase activity
Source: RefSeq, a predicted model, not a curated record
GUUGCUAUAAAAUCCAUUCGUAAGGACAAAAUUAAGGACGAACAAGACAUGGUUCACAUCAGACGAGAGAUUGAGAUCAUGUCAUCCCUCAACCAUCCUCAUAUCAUCAGUAUUUACGAAGUGUUCGAGAGCACAGAUAAGAUUGUGAUCAUCAUGGAGUACGCCAGCAAGGGCGAGCUGUACGACUACAUCAGCGAGCGGCGGCGCCUCAGCGAGAGGGAGACCAGGCACUUCUUCCGGCAGAUUGUCUCCGCGGUGCACUACUGCCACAAGAAUGGCGUGGUCCACCGGGACUUGAAGCUGGAGAAUAUCCUGCUCGAUGACAACUGCAACAUCAAGAUUGCUGACUUUGGGCUUUCCAACCUGUACCAGAAGGACAAGUUCUUGCAAACAUUUUGUGGGAGUCCACUGUACGCAUCCCCCGAAAUUGUCAACGGGAGGCCUUACCGAGGGCCAGAGGUGGACAGCUGGGCGCUGGGCGUGUUGCUUUACACCCUUGUUUAUGGAACGAUGCCCUUUGAUGGGUUUGAUCACAAAAACCUCAUUCGGCAGAUCAGCAGCGGAGAGUACCGGGAGCCCACGCAGCCCUCAGACGCCCGAGGGCUCAUCCGGUGGAUGCUGAUGGUGAAUCCCGACCGGCGAGCCACCAUCGAGGACAUCGCCAACCACUGGUGGGUGAACUGGGGCUACAAGAGCAGCGUGUGUGACUGCGACGCCCUGCACGACUCCGAGUCCCCGCUCCUGGCGCGGAUCAUCGACUGGCAUCACCGCUCCACAGGGAUGCAGGCGGAGGCGGAGGCCAAGGUGCGAGGCCUGGCCAAACCGGGGGCCUCCGAGGUCACGCUGGAGCGGCAGCGGUCGCUGAAGAAGUCCAAGAAAGAGAACGACUUCGCCCAGGCCGGCCAGGACUCGGUGGCUGAGGCUGGGUCCAAGCUGAGCUCCAAGAGGCCCAAGGGCAUCCUGAAGAAGCGGAGCAGCAGCGAGCACCGCUCCCACAGUGCCGGCUUCAUCGAGGGCGUCGCGGGGCCUGCCUUGCCUCCGGCUCUCAAGAUAGAGCAGGACUUGUGCCGGACAGCCGGGCCCCUCGCUGGCUCCCCCGAGGCCGACAUGCCUGGGACGCUCAGCCCCAAGCAGUCGGCCACCAUGCCCAAGAAAGGCAUCCUGAAAAAGACUCAGCAGAGAGAGUCGGGCUACUACUCAUCGCCGGAGCGCAGCGAGUCCUCAGAGCUGCUGGACGGGGACGAUAGCACGGGCAGCGGCCUCCCGCCCCCCAGUCCCCCCGCCCCGGCCCGCGUGGCCUCCCACAGCCUGUCCUGCAGGAGGAAAGGCAUCCUGAAGCACAGCAGCAAGUACUCAGCGGCCGCCAGCCCCGAAACUCCCACACUGGAAUCCCUGUCGGAGCCCGGCGUCCCUGCCGCCGAGGGGCUGUCCCGGAGCUACAGUCGUCCCUCCAGUGUCAUCAGCGACGACAGCGUCCUGUCCAGCGACUCCUUUGACCUGCUGGAUCUGCAGGAGAACCGGCCCGCCCGCCAGCGCAUCCGCAGCUGCGUCUCAGCCGAGAACUUCCUCCAGAUCCAGGACUUCGAGGGGCUCCACAACCGGCCGCGGCCCCAGUACCUGAAGCGGUACCGGAACCGGCUGGCGGACAGCAGCUUCUCGCUCCUCACGGACAUGGACGACGUGACUCAGGUGUACAAGAAGGCCCUGGAGAUCUGCAGCAAGCUCAACUAGCCCCGCGGGCGCAGGGCGGCGGGAGGGUGGGCGGGCAGGUGCGGAGGCGUGGGCGGGACUUGACUCACAGGCUGGUUACCUCUUCACUGGCCAUGAACACCGGGAAAGGACUGGCACCAUCUGGCUUGGCUGAGUGUGUAGUUGGGAGCCGGCACUGACGAGGGGAGCAGGCUCUUGCCAGUUCUGCCGACUGCCGGUCAGAACUUGGGUCCUGAUUGGCAUCGCAGCUGACACCUUGUGGAAGACCCAGGGGUGGUGGUGGCCGGCGCUUCGUGGGGGAGGGGCAUUGCCCUGGAAGUCAUGCUUGCUCCCGGAAGAGGGGGGGAGAGAUGGGGGCCAUGUCCUUUGGAUGAGCCGAGAGCUUGCUCCUUUUCUCCCCGAGUCAGCAAGCUUGGUCUGGCUGCACAGGGCUCACAAGAUGAUUUCAGCAACCAGAGCCUGAGUUGGCGAUCGAUUGCUCCUGGCUGUUGGGGUGCUGGCUGGGGCCCUUGCCCAUCUGAGAGUGUGGGGAUCCGAUAGUAACGGCAGCCA